This is a messenger RNA of Gossypium arboreum, 2497 nucleotides long. Its product is annotated as squamosa promoter-binding-like protein 2. Gene Ontology annotation, molecular function: DNA binding. Bases 947 to 2377 code for a protein of 476 amino acids. The transcript has 5 exons. NCBI's taxonomy places the organism in Eukaryota, Viridiplantae, Streptophyta, Magnoliopsida, Malvales, Malvaceae. The record is from RefSeq and is a predicted model, not a curated record. Gene Ontology annotation, cellular component: nucleus.
UUGUGGUAGUUGUUGAUUGAUUCCUAGUUGUAAAUUAGGGUUUACCAUAAUUUUUAUUCUUUGUGGGUCUCAAAUUGGGACCAAUUUUUUUUGUUUGAUUGCUCUAGAUAAUUGAAUGUGUAUUAUUGAAAUGUUCCCUUUUUAUGGUUUUUCCUUUACUUUAAGUACUGUGUCUUGCUAUUAUUUGAUUCCUAGAAUUAUUGGUCGUUAGGGUUUUGUUACUCAGACUCGGGUAUAAGACUCGAAUACCGGUAUAUUCAAGGAUUUUUGGGAGUCCGAAUAUGUUUUGGACAUGGGUUUUUCGAGUUAAACAAAGGGUCUCAGCAACUUUGGAUAAGGAUUAAAUUCAUUAGGAUUUUGGCUUUUGAUAGUAUGAGCUCAAACGGAUAGAUCACUUGGAACUUCAGCUCUUUCGUAUUAGUCAUAAUGAAAGGAAGGAGGAAAGCCAGUAUAGCUAAUCUUGUCCCAAAUUUGCAAGGUUGAAUCUAUGAUCUAUUUUGAUGUUGUUGUUGCUUAAGUUGUUUGUUUUAGAUGGAUGGAGAUCGAUAUUUGCUUAAAGCUUGUUUGGUUUGAGAAGUGAUUGCUUGUUUAGUCGAACCUAAUUGGUACUAGUAUAGUGGAUCGGGGUGGUAUCUGUUAACCUUUUUAGCGUAUAGUUCGGGAACGAGCGGAGAAUCUAUUGUUUCAUUGAAGUGGAUUAACAAUUUUUCUAGUUUGUCCCGUCUAGGUCCGAGAAAGAUGGUUGAACUCCAAUUCUGUGAGAUUUAGAGGUCAGUUUAUUUUCUUGAUAUGCCAGGAUUCGGUUUAGUUAUCUGUUCUUUCAUGUGUUAUGCUUUAUGUUGUGUUAUGUGAUUGAAACUUUUUUUCCGAGCAAGCCUUGUUAUAUUUUCAGGAUCUGGGGACAAAAUUUUCCAGUUUAUACAAUGAUGAUUGUGUGAAGUGUUCUAUGAGUUUUAUCUCUCUGAUGGAGUGGAACGAACAGACCCCGUUGCAAUGGGACUGGGAAAACCUAAUGUUAAACGCAACAGCAACUGAAAUCCCGAGAAGGCUAAGACCCGUAGAGUGGGAUAUUGAUGAAGGGGAAGGAGGAUUGGACUCUGUGUCUGUCAAUUCUUCCAGUGUUGCUGGUUGUAGUGGUGGUUCUGGCUCGGAUUUAGGCCUUGUGUCUUUGUCUAAAAAUUUGAAAUCGGCAUCCAUUGAUUCUUUAUCUAUGGGGGAGGCAAAAUUGACCAAAUUUACUUUGGAGGCUUCUGAAGCUAUCCCAGAUGAUAUAAGCAAUAAGAAAGAAGUUUCUGGGAUUGAGACAACCAGUACUUCCUUGACACUCGUGGCUUCUGUUGGCUCUGGUGAGCCAUUACUCAGUUUAAAGCUUGGCAAACAAACAUACUUUGAAGAUGUUAGUACGGGAACCAAUGCUACGGAUUCAUCUUAUUCUGCCACUCUGGGAACAUCAUCUCCUUUAUCUGCAAAGAGAUCCAAACUGAAUUGUCGAAGCACACAUGUUGUACGUUGCCAAGUCAAAGGCUGUAACCUUGACCUUUCUUCUGCUCGAGAUUACCAUCGGAAACACAAAGUUUGUGAAAAUCAUUCAAAGAGUCCGAAGGUCAUUGUUAGCGGUCUGGAACGCCGGUUCUGCCAGCAAUGUAGCAGGUUCCAUGCGCUGUCGGAAUUUGAUGAAAACAAACGAAGCUGUCGUCGGCGACUUUCCGACCACAAUGCGAGACGCCGCAAACCGCAAACUGAAGCUACCCACUUCAAUGCUGCAAGGAUUCCAUCAUUGUCAUCAUCGUCAUAUGAUGGGAAGCAACGUACGAGUUUUGUCUGGAAUGAAGUCCCAAUUCUUCAUAAUGCUAGACCCAACAAGAAAUUUGCAUUGGAAGGCACGUUCUACUCCAAGUCCUCUCAAAUGACAAGUUAUACGCCUACGAAACUUGGAAACAUCAAUGAACAGGUGCAACUAAAUCCCAUCACGAUGCGAUGUCAUGAUUUCAACAAAUUCCUACCCUCUAAGGGUAAGCAAAACACGGCUGAGGUUCUUGAUGGAGGUGUAGAACAAUCUAUGGUUGCUUCAAACACCGGCAGAGCUCAAGAACUUCAACGUGCUCUCUCUCUUCUGUCAAAUGAUUCCCAGAUUUCAAGUGAACCGAAACACGGUUCACUUACCUACCCCAUUAUGCAUGUCAACCUUACCAGUACAUCUCAGCCAGCAAUGAAUGCAAUCCCACAAGGUUUUCAACAUGCCUUGCCAGAAAACUGGCAGAUCGAACAAGAAGAAGAAACAACCACCAAGUCCCGCAUGCAUACUAGCGACGUCGACGACCGUUUUCGGGAGUUCCUAUUGCUUAAGGCUCCAUAUGAUGGUGGCUUUUACUCCUGAAUUGACCACACAACCAUUCAAUCAACUUUCUUAGUUAAUAUCGAUGCCCAUGUUAGCCGCAUUUGCCGCCAUUGUAGGGAGCUAUUUCAGAUAUGAAAGAAGUAUCAGGCUAUUCGAUGA